Molecule: messenger RNA, 3720 nt
Organism: Andrographis paniculata
Lineage: Eukaryota; Viridiplantae; Streptophyta; Magnoliopsida; Lamiales; Acanthaceae
Product: ABC transporter B family member 15-like
Exons: 7
Coding region: 1-3681 (1226 amino acids)
Biological process (GO): transmembrane transport
Cellular component (GO): membrane
Molecular function (GO): ATP hydrolysis activity; ATP binding; ABC-type transporter activity
Source: RefSeq, a predicted model, not a curated record
AUGUUUAUGCAUGGGGAUUGGGUGGAUAUGGUGCUGAUGGGGUUAGGGUUUCUGGGUGCCUUCUGCGAUGGGAUAGCAAUGCCUGUGAGUAUGUUCGUCAUGAGCAAGCUGAUGAACACAAUCGGAAACUCAGCUGAUCUGCAGUCUCAGAGUUCUUCUUCAAUGGCGGCUGACAAUUUCACUCACGCUAUCAAUAAGAAUGCACUAAUAAUGUGCUACAUUGCUUGCGGACAAUUUGUGUGUGGCUUUCUUGGGGGAUAUUGUUUCUCCAGAACAGCAGAGAGACAAGCUUCAAGGCUACGAGCAACAUAUCUGAAAGCUGUAAUGAGACAAGAUAUCGGCUACUUCGAUCUGAAUGUAAACAGCACUUCAGAGGUCAUCAAAAGUGUCUCCACAGAUAGUCUACUUAUCCAAGAAACCAUUAGCGAAAAGAUUCCAGUUUUCGUGUCGAGUAUUUCCUCAUUCAUGGCAUACUAUGUGGUCGGAUUCACAUUGUUGUGGAGACUAGCAAUUGUGGGGCUCCCAUUUAUCGUAUUUCUUCUAAUACCAGGUUUGAUGUAUGGGAAGGUCUUAAUGAGCAUUGCAAGAAAAAUCAACGAUGAGUAUAACAAAGCUGGUGUAAUAGUCGAACAAGCAGUUUCUUCGGUCCGAACGGUUUAUUCAUUUGUCUGCGAGAGCAUGAUCAUCGAUGCAUACUCUAAUUCUCUUAAGGGGGCAAUGAAAUUGGGGCUGAGACAAGGCUUAGCCAAAGGCUUGGCCGUUGGUAGUAAUGGGAUUACCUUUGCAAUUUGGUCUUUCAUGUCUUAUUACGGCAGUCGAAUGGUUAUGUACCAUGGCGCUGAAGGAGGCACUGUCUACACUGUUGCAUUAACGAUGAGUAUUGGUGGACUCAUGCUUGGCCCAGCUUUACCAACUCUAAGAUAUUUCUCCGAGGCGAAAGCAGCUGCAGAACACAUAAAGAAGGUCAUGCUAAGAGUCCCUAAGAUUGAUUCGGACAGCAUCGAUGGCCAGAUACUACAAACUGUAUCCGGACAAGUCGAGUUCAGACAUGUCAAAUUUGCAUACCCAUCGAGGCCCGAAAGCAAAAUCUUCGAAGACUUCAAUCUAAAAAUCCCAGCAGGAAAGACUGUAGCAUUGGUUGGAGGAAGUGGAUCGGGGAAGUCGACAAUUGUUUCUUUAUUACAGAGAUUCUAUGAUCCUCUUGGAGGCGAGAUUCUCCUUGACGGCGUCGACAUAAAAAAUUUACAGCUUAAGUGGCUAAGAUCACAGAUGGGGUUGGUGAGUCAAGAACCCGCCCUCUUCGCUACCUCAAUCAAAGAGAACAUACUUUUCGGUAAGGAAGAUGCAUCGAUGGACGAUGUCAUCGAAGCUUCGAAAGCUUCCAAUGCUCAUAACUUCAUCAGUCUAUUGCCUCAAGGUUAUGACACUCAGGUUGGCGAGAGAGGAGUACAGAUGUCCGGUGGGCAGAAACAGAGGAUCGCCAUAGCUAGAGCCAUAAUUAAAGCUCCUAAAAUCCUUCUACUCGACGAGGCCACCAGUGCUCUCGACUCAGAAUCAGAGCGAUUAGUCCAAAAGGCUCUCGACAAGGCAGCAGUUGGUCGGACCACCAUCAUUAUAGCUCAUCGUCUUUCCACCAUCCGCAAUGCUGACCUCAUCGCCGUGAUCCAAAAUGGCGAGAUCGUGGAGAUCGGUUCGCAUGAUGAGCUAAUCGAGAACAACACCGGCCAUUACAGAAAGCUUGUUCGCUUACAAUAUUCCGAGAAAACCGAAGAGUAUUAUACUAGUCAUAAUAGCGUCGUACCUUCUUCGUCCAUCAUGAUCAAUGACAUUCAAACCACGAGUAGCAGACAGAUAUCCGCCAAUUUCGAUACAGAAAACCAUGGAGAAGACAAAACUAUAGUUGCGGCUUAUGAUCAAGUAUUUCCGACGCCUUCGAUGAGAAGACUAUUAGCCAUGAAUUUGCCGGAGUGGAAGCAAGCUACAUUAGGAUGCAUUAACGCAGUAUUAUUCGGUGCUGUACAGCCCUUGUAUUCCUUCGCCAUGGGAUCGAUGAUAUCUGUUUAUUUCCUACCAAAUCACGACGAAAUAAAAGAGAAGACGAGGAUAUACGCAUUAUGCUUUCUCGCGCUGGCAGUAGCAUCUAUUUUGAUCAACGUCGGUCAGCAUUAUUACUUUGCGGCAAUGGGGGAACACUUGACAAGGAGAAUAAGAGAAAGAAUGUUGUCCAAAAUGCUCACAUUUGAAAUCGGGUGGUUCGAUAAAGAUGAGAAUGCAACCGGCGCUAUAUGCUCUAGACUAGCAAAAGAUGCCGGCGUGGUGAGGUCUCUGGUAGGCGAUCGGAUGUCUCUGCUUGUCCAAACCUUUUCUGCAAUAAUCAUCGCGUGCACAAUGGGACUUGCCAUCGCAUGGAAGCUUGCUUUAGUAAUCAUUUCCACACAGCCAUUGAUCAUUGCAUGCUUUUAUUGUAGAGGUGUUCUUCUAAAGAAAAUGUUGCAAAAGUCCAUGAAAGCUCAAGAUGAAAGUAGCAAACUUGCAGCGGAAGCAGUCUCCAAUCUCCGGACUGUCACAGCUUUCUCUUCUCAAACUCGGAUACUCAGAAUGCUCGAGAAAGCCCAAGAAUGGCCGCGAAAGGAGAGCAUACGACAGUCAUGGUACACAGGAAUUGGACUCGGGACUUCCGAGAGUCUUACGAUGCUAACAUUGGCCUUAGAUUUUUGGUAUGGUGGCAAAUUGAUAGCAAAAGGCACCAUUGGAGCGGAGGCGCUGUUUCAGACAUUCAUGAUCCUUGUAAGCACGGGAAAUGUCAUAGCCCAGGCUGGAACCAUGACCAAUGAUUUAAACAAAGGUGUUGAUUCAGUUAGAUCUAUUUUUUCUAUCAUAGACCGGUGUUCGUUGAUUGAGCCAGAAGAUGCGACCGGUGUGAAGCCAACUAAGCUAACAGGCCAUGUCGAGCUGCGCAACAUCGAAUUUGCUUAUCCAUCUCGACCCGAUACAAUGGUGCUUAAAGAUUUUUCCAUAGUGAUUGAGGCAGGGGAAUCUACUGCACUUGUAGGCCAAAGCGGAUCCGGAAAAUCAACCAUUAUAGGCUUAAUCGAACGUUUCUAUGAUCCUCUUCGAGGAGAGGUUAGAAUCGAUGGACAGAACAUCAAGACAUAUAACUUGAGGGCUUUAAGGAAGCACAUUGCACUAGUCAGCCAAGAGCCGACGCUUUUCGCCGGCACAAUCAGAGAAAACAUAGCUUACGGAGCAUUAGAAGAGAUCGAUGAAGCCGAGAUCAUCAAGGCAUCCAAAGCUGCAAAUGCUCAUGAAUUCAUAUCAGGGCUAAAGGAAGGAUACGACACUUUCUGUGGAGUCAGAGGAGUGCAGCUGUCCGGAGGCCAAAAACAGAGGAUCGCCAUUGCUCGUGCCAUCCUUAAAAAUCCGGCAAUCUUAUUACUAGACGAGGCGACGAGCGCGCUCGACAGCCAGUCAGAGAAAAUUGUGCAGGAAGCAUUGGAGAGGGUGAUGAUCGGCCGGACAAGUAUUGUGGUGGCGCACAGGCUGAGCACUAUACAGAAUUGCGACAUGAUCGUAGUUAUGGAGAAAGGGAAAGUGGUGGAGAAAGGAACACACUCAUCGCUACUAGCCAAAGGAUCAAAUGGAUCGUACUAUUCGUUGGUUAGUCUACAGAGAAAGAAAUGAUAGUUCAUUUUUUAUUUUUUUUUAAAGGGCAAGGUAGAA